Messenger RNA from Ostrinia furnacalis (Asian corn borer), 1413 nucleotides. Its product is annotated as cGMP-dependent 3',5'-cyclic phosphodiesterase-like. Gene Ontology annotation, biological process: signal transduction. Lineage: Eukaryota; Metazoa; Arthropoda; Insecta; Lepidoptera; Crambidae. The record is from RefSeq and is a predicted model, not a curated record. The coding region runs from base 1 to 1413 and encodes 470 amino acids. The transcript has 10 exons. Gene Ontology annotation, molecular function: protein binding; 3',5'-cyclic-nucleotide phosphodiesterase activity.
AUGUCAACUCAACGGAAGGGAAGGCGAAAAAGUAUCCAGAACAGUGAUCCAGGCAAAAUUUUAGAUUUGGUGAUGAGUCUCAAUGAUGAAGCCUGUGCUCAGUUGCAAAUCAAAAUAAAUACUUAUCUUGCUGAUGAAUGUGAAGCUGACCUGGUACUGCUAGUGGUGGUGAACGCGGAGCGCAUGGAGGCGUCUAUUGAUGCAGUCGGAUCGGCUGCAUUGCAACGGAAACAUAAAAUAUGUAUGUCGCUGAAAUUAGGGGAUGUGCUGAAAUCUCUUCAGGAACAAACUGAAUUGUUGAGUAAUUUUCCACCCGACUUCCAAGCCAUACUCGCUCCUUACGUCCCGAAAGAUACCCAGAAGAGGCGUAUGGUGAUGUAUCCCAUCUCGGACCGGCCAUUCUCGGUGAUCGUAUGCAUUUUGGCGCCCAAAGUGCAAGAGGAUCACGUCGCCAUACUCAUCCAUGAAUGCUUUCUGUUCACUUGGCCUACCUUGAAGAAGACCAUUCGUUUCGAAUACGAAUGCACCCUAAAACAGAAAUGCCAACAACUCCUGCGCGUAGCUAAACGACUCUUCACUCAAGUGGCAUCCCUGGACACGCUUCUGCAGAUCGCAAUGGACCAGGCGAAGCAGUUGACCAAGGCCGAGUACUGUUCAGUGAUGCUGGUUGACGUGGAGCGAAUGGAACUCAUCGACUCCAGCGCCCACUGGAAGAAUCACUCUGAGGACGAAAAAGAACGCAGAUUUCCGCUAAACAAAGGAAUCGCUGGUUACGUUAUACAAACUGGUCAGCUGGUGAAUGCGAAGUCUGCUAAAGACCAUGGUUCUUUCGACGCCGACAUAGAUGGGGGUCCUGGUAUAGACUGCAAGACAAUCUUGUGCUUCCCCAUCCGAGAACAGACCGGGAUCAUUGGGGUGGGUCAGCUGAUCAACAAGAUUGGGGACCCCUACUUCGAUGCCAUGGACGAAGAGAUGGCUCUGGCCUUCAGCAUCUACUGUGGGGUGUGCAUCAUACAUUCGGUGGUCUACCAGAAGAUACAAGAGGCGCAUAUUCGGAACACGCUGGCUAAUGAGCUGGUCAUGUACCAUAUGAAGGUGGGUGAUGCGGAAGUGGCUCGGAUGCUGGAGUGCUCGGGUUUCCACAACCACCCGCAUCUAUCCAGCCUGCACUUCAACCCGCGCGCGCUGCCGCUGCGGGAGCUACCCUGCUAUGCGCUCAAGAUGUUCUCCGAUUUGGGAUUGGACAAAAAGUUUAACAUAAAAACCCCAAAACUAGCCCGGUUCAUCCUAUACGUGAAAAAGGGCUACCGCGACGUGCCGUACCACAGCUGGCUGCACGCGUUCAACGUCGGCCAGUGGGCUUAUGCCGCGAUUGUCAACUACAAACUCGUCUCGCAGGGGUAUUUCAGGUAA